AGCCACUACAACACAAAACACCACCGUCUGUUUACAGUCUCUCUAGAAGCAGCGGCGGACAGCACCGUUUUAUAGCCUUUUUAUAAAACACCAAUCCUCUGCUCUUCCUCCGAGCUCGGCACUGUGCGGGAUCACAGUAACAUACAACGGCAGGGAGACUAUUUUUGUUUGAAUAUUGAAGAGAACUCAUAACACCUGCUUUUGUUAGCAAGUUAGCUUCUCUUGUCUUCACAGAACCCCUAUUUAUCCUGUCUCUCUGUUAUAUUCUGGCUUGUUUUUUUUCAUUUUGUUUAGUAAUUUGUUUAGCCAGAUAGCAGUUGUAGCUAAACCUGUGCUAACGGAGCAGCUCUUUGUUCGUGCCUCAGAAAAACACACCAACACCGCCUUGCAGUGAUGAUGAUGAGGAUGAUGAUGGUGAUGAAGAGGAGACAGAGUUGAGAGCUGAGUGUGUGUGGUUGUGUUGCGUCCACACUGGGAGCGGGACGACCCCCCCUCCCCCACACACACUGCACCCAUGUUCUCCCCCGACCAGGAAAACAUCUCCACGUCGUCAACCAAAGUGCCAGUCAAAUACGGAGAACUCAUUGUGCUGGGGUAUAAUGGCUCUCUACCCAAUGGGGAUCGGGGCAGAAGGAAGAGCAGAUUUGCACUCUUCAAAAGACCCAAAUCCAAUGGAGUCAAACCCAGCACUGUACACGUAGCCUGCACCCCACAGGCGGCCAAGGCCAUAAGUAACAAGGAUCAGCACAGUAUUUCCUACACAUUGUCCCGAGUACAGACAGUAGUGGUGGAGUACACUCAAGACAGCAAUACAGACAUGUUUCAGAUCGGUCGCUCAACUGAGAGUCCUAUAGAUUUUGUGGUGACCGACACUGUUCCUGGGAGUCAGAGUAACUCUGACACACAGUCAGUUCAGAGCACCAUAUCUCGCUUCGCAUGCCGGAUCAUGUGUCAGCGAACGCCCCCUUACAAUGCACGCAUCUACGCCGCCGGAUUCGACUCCUCCAAGAACAUCUUCCUAGGGGAGAAAGCCGCAAAGUGGAAGACAUCAGAUGGACAGAUGGACGGUCUGACUACUAAUGGUGUGUUGGUAAUGCAUCCUCGGCUCGGUUUCACAGAGGACUCCAAACCCGGCGUGUGGAGGGAGAUUUCAGUGUGUGGAAAUGUGUUCACCUUGAGAGAGACACGCUCUGCACAGCAGCGGGGGAAAAUGGUGGAGAAUGAGACUCAAGAGUUAGUGGAUGGCUCUCUGAUCGAUCUAUGCGGAGCGACUCUCUUAUGGCGAACGGCUGAAGGACUGUCCCGGACCCCCACCGUCAAACACCUGGAAGCACUCCGGCAAGAGCUGAACGCCGCUCGUCCCCAGUGUCCCGUGGGCUUCAACACCCUUGCCUUUCCUAGCAUGCGGCGGAAGGACAUAGUAGACGAGAAGCAGCCCUGGGUCUACCUAAACUGCGGUCAUGUUCACGGCUACCACAACUGGGGCAACCGUGACGCAGAGCGAGAUGGAAGGGAGGGACGCGAGCGUGAAUGUCCCAUGUGUCGUGCUCGCGGGCCAUACGUCCCGCUUUGGCUAGGCUGCGAGGCAGGAUUUUAUUUAGAUGCUGCUCCUCCCACGCAUGCGUUCAGUCCAUGCGGCCACGUAUGCUCCGAAAAAACAGCGGCCUACUGGAGUCAAAUCCCACUUCCUCAUGGAACGCACACCUUCCAUGCCGCCUGUCCUUUCUGUGCACAGCAGCUCAGUGGCGAGCAGGGAUACAUCAGACUUAUCUUCCAGGGGCCAGUGGACUAAACACACCUGCCUAUGACCCCAUUUCACAAACAUUAAUCCAUUUUUCCACCUUCAGUGCGAUUUUAUAAAGAUUUUUCUGCGCUCCCAGACUGUUUUUUUUCUUCCCUUUCUGGUUUAUAAGUGACCUUUAUACUGCUUUUUCCAAUACAGAGAGAAAAAAACAA
Messenger RNA from Danio aesculapii, 1956 nucleotides. It is a transcript of the gene peli1b, whose product is annotated as pellino E3 ubiquitin protein ligase 1b. The transcript has 7 exons. Gene Ontology annotation, biological process: regulation of Toll signaling pathway; protein K48-linked ubiquitination. The record is from RefSeq and is a predicted model, not a curated record. Gene Ontology annotation, molecular function: ubiquitin protein ligase activity; protein binding. The coding region runs from base 515 to 1792 and encodes 425 amino acids. Lineage: Eukaryota; Metazoa; Chordata; Actinopteri; Cypriniformes; Danionidae.